AUGGACACUGCUAUGGAAGUCCACCUGGGUGCCGCUGGCCACGGGCCCCGCACAGAGCUCGACGAUGAGGACUACCCCCAGGGUGGCUGGGACACGGUCUUCCUGGUGGCCCUCCUGCUCCUGGGGCUGCCAGCCAACGGGCUCAUGGCAUGGCUGGCCGGCUCGCAGGCCCGGCAGGGAGCGGGCACGCGGCUCGCCCUGCUCCUGCUCAGCCUGGCCCUCUCUGACUUUUUGUUCCUGGCGGCAGCCGCCUUCCAGAUCCUGGAGAUCCAGCAUGGAGGGCACUGGCCACUGGGGACGGCCGCCUGCCGCUUCUACUACUUCCUGUGGGGUGUGUCCUACUCCUCCGGCCUCUUCCUGCUGACAGCCCUCAGUCUGGACCGCUGCCUGCUUGCACUGUGCCCUCGCUGGUACCCCGGGCACCGCCCAGCCCGCCUGCCCCUCUGGGUCUGUGCCGGGGUCUGGGUGCUGGCCACCCUCUUCAGUGCGCCCUGGCUGGUCUUCCCCGAGGCCGCCGUCUGGUGGUACGAUCUGGUCAUCUGCCUGGAUUUCUGGGACAGUGAGGAGCUGCCGCUGCGGAUGCUCGAGAUCCUGGGGGGGUUCCUGCCUUUCCUCCUGCUGCUCAUCUGCCACGUGCUCACCCAGGCUGCCACCUGCAGAACCUGCCGCCGCCAGCCCGGGUCCACGGCCUGCCGAGGCUUUGCCCGCGUGGCCAAGACCAUCUUAUCAGCCUAUGUGGUCCUGAGGCUGCCCUACCAGCUGGCACAGCUGCUGUACCUGGCCUUCCUGUGGGACAUCUACCCCGGCUACCUGCUCUGGGAGGCCCUGGUCUACUCUGACUACCUGAUCCUGCUCGACAGCUGCCUCAGUCCCUUCCUCUGCCUCCUGGCCAGUGCCGACCUCCGGGCUCUGCUGCACACCGUGCUCUCCUCCUUCGCCGCAGCUCUCUGUGAGGAGCGGCCGGGCAGCUUCACUCCAGCUGAGCCGCAGACCCAAGCGGACUCCAGGGGUCAGACUCUACCAGGGCCAGUGGCUGAGGCCCAGCCGCAGGUGAACCCCACAGCCCGGCCGCUGUUGGAGUCCGUGGCCCAGCCACAGUCAGACUCUCUGGUCCAGCCUCAGCUGAACCCCGGGGCCCAGCCCCAGGAGAACCACGGGGCCCAGCGCCAGCUGGAUGCUGGGGCCCAGCCACAGGCAAGCCCUGAGGCCCAGCCCCCUGGACCCCCGGCCAGCUCAGCCCCCAGCCCCUGUGACGAAGCCUCCUCUGCCCCCUCCACGGAUUCCACCCCAGAGGCCCCUGUGAACCCGGCCGAACCUGCUGCCUCCGAGGGAGAAAGCCCCAGCAGCACCCCCCAAGAGGAGGCCCCGGGUGCAGGCCCCACGUGA
Balaenoptera acutorostrata (minke whale) is the source of this 1386-nucleotide messenger RNA. It is a transcript of the gene GPR152, whose product is annotated as G protein-coupled receptor 152. The record is from RefSeq and is a predicted model, not a curated record. Gene Ontology annotation, biological process: G protein-coupled receptor signaling pathway. Gene Ontology annotation, cellular component: membrane. Bases 1 to 1386 code for a protein of 461 amino acids. NCBI's taxonomy places the organism in Eukaryota, Metazoa, Chordata, Mammalia, Artiodactyla, Balaenopteridae. Gene Ontology annotation, molecular function: G protein-coupled receptor activity. The transcript has a single exon.